AUGCAUAUCCAAUCGAUUCCCAUGUGGGUUGGGAGCUCCAACAACUACGCCUAUCUUGUGGUUGACGACAAGUCCAAGGAUGCCGUCAUUAUUGACCCGGCAAACCCGCCAGAGGUUGCGCCUAUUCUCAAGAAUGCUCUUUCGGCGGGCAAGAUCAACCUGACGGCCAUUGUCAACACUCACCACCACUGGGACCAUGCCGGCGGCAACAAGAAACUGCUAUCCGAGCUGGGUACCGACCUGGCCAUCAUUGGUGGUAAGGACUGUGAAGGCGUCACCAAGACGCCAAAGCACGGGGAAACGUUCAAGAUUGGCGACAUUUCAGUCACGGCCGUGCACACGCCGUGCCACACGCAGGACAGCAUCUGCUAUUACAUGGAGGACUCGACUGGCCGGGCCGUCUUCACCGGCGACACUCUUUUCAUCAGCGGAUGCGGCAAGUUCUUUGAGGGUAAUGGGGCGGAGAUGCAUGAGGCGUUGAAUAACAGGCUUGGAGCGCUGCCAGAUGACACGGUUGUCUAUCCCGGACACGAAUACACCAAGUCCAACGUCAAGUUCACCCUCUCCGUGUCCCAGACGGACCCGAUCAAGCGACUUCAGGAGUUCGCAGACAACAACGAAGUGACGACGGGCAAGUUCACCAUUGGUGACGAAAAGAGGCACAAUGUGUUUAUGAGAGUUCAGGACCCCGAGAUUCAAAAGGCGACGGGCGAGACGGAUCCGGUUUCCGUCAUGUCCAAGCUGCGGGAGAUGAAGAACAACUUUAAGUGA
Messenger RNA from Trichoderma reesei QM6a, 771 nucleotides. RefSeq lists its product as uncharacterized. Gene Ontology annotation, molecular function: hydroxyacylglutathione hydrolase activity. The coding region runs from base 1 to 771 and encodes 256 amino acids. The transcript has 9 exons. The record is from RefSeq and is a predicted model, not a curated record. NCBI's taxonomy places the organism in Eukaryota, Fungi, Ascomycota, Sordariomycetes, Hypocreales, Hypocreaceae.